GGAGGUUUUUUAUUUUAACCCCCUGCGUUUUAUCUACUGUUUGUUCUUCUUUUCGCUUCUUCUUUGGGUUCCUACCCCCCCUCCUCCUCUCGCCCGUUAUUUCCGGAGUCGCCGUGGGGAGAGACAGAGAGAGAGAGCUGGUCCAGAGGAAAGUGGGAGGGUACUGGCUGGACGAACAGGAUACCACACAGCAGGGUGGAAGAUAGGGGGUGUGUUCCAAUGCUGGUUGACCUGGCCGAUCGGAGGAGCUUCGAAAUCACUGCGUUUCGUCCACGGUAGGAGUCUAUAAGAGUCAAGAGAGAGGUUUAUAUGGCAGAGAACAAGCGUCAGUCCCUUACAGGGAGACCAUCAACACAAGGAUCAGGUGCAGCGGGAGGACCGGGAAUGGCAGCUGCAAUGGUUCCUCUGGAGGUGGCAUUAAGCGGUGCGAUUGGGGCGCGCGUCCGCAUCACUACGGCACCGCCCACGUCGUCGACCUUGGAAGGAACAUUGUUCACGGCCUGUCCGAUCACGAAUCUUGUCGCGAUCAAUACAUCCACGCCCCCUCCCACACCGGCUAGCGCCACAGAGUCGACGCUGACCCAGGCGGGCGACUACCACAUCGUCCCCAUCUCCCGUAUCCAGUCCUUCCAGCUUCUCUCGUUAGCGCCGUCGUCCACCGCGGCCGGUGCCCCCUGCUUCACAGAUGCGACCCCGUCCCUGCACGCUCUCGAUAUCCGCGCGUUGAAGAACCGCGAAGCCACAGCCGUUGGAAAGCUGCAAGAGCUCGAAACCAAGCGCGGCAAGGGUGUCACCCGCGAAGGACAAGACCUGUUCGACGCCUUCAGUCGGACCAUGCCCGCCCACUGGGACGGAACGAGUAUCAUCGUCGCCGAUGCCGUCGCCAUUGCAUCCCCUUACCGCGUGGAAGACUGCCAAUCUUUACACGCGGGGGAUACCGCUGCUCUUGCUCGGGUCCGCAAAGUGCUCGAGAUGGAACGCAAGAAGAUCGAACUCCGCAGCGCCAGCGCUACGAUGAGCACCGCCAGCUCGUUCCCGCGCAGCUCCGCUGGGACGCCCGGGCCUGCCUCGGCCAAAGCCCAGCCCAGCAGUCUGUCCUCCUCGCCGGGGCCGGGUGCUGCUGGACAGCGCAAGGGCGGAUAAGCAUGGGAAACCAGCAUGAGGGUUGGGAGAACUCACCAGAUGAACCCCCUCUGAAGCGUCGAACACAAGAAUAUCUUGUAGAAAGACGGUGGGGAAAAGGACGAAAAAAAGGGGGGGAGAUUACUACGACGGGUACGAAAGUAUCAAAAAUGUAGGUCGUGGGCUCACCACCCACACCACAACGAUAGGGGGAGGGUUGAUCCGAUGGAAAGCAGUCAGGUAUCUGGCUCUCUCUAGCGUUCCAUAGCAUGAGAACAAAUGCUUAUCCAAAGGUUGAAAGAGAACUGUAAAAGUGAAUUAAAACUAAACUAUUAAUCUAAUCUCAAUCUAUCAAUAGGCCUAUCAAAAGUGAUUACACCUCCUCAUC
Molecule: messenger RNA, 1510 nt
Organism: Penicilliopsis zonata CBS 506.65
Lineage: Eukaryota; Fungi; Ascomycota; Eurotiomycetes; Eurotiales; Aspergillaceae
Exons: 3
Coding region: 310-1143 (277 amino acids)
Source: RefSeq, a predicted model, not a curated record